Cucurbita pepo subsp. pepo (vegetable marrow) is the source of this 3766-nucleotide messenger RNA. Its product is annotated as putative serine/threonine-protein kinase SIS8. Gene Ontology annotation, biological process: protein phosphorylation. Gene Ontology annotation, molecular function: ATP binding; protein serine/threonine kinase activity. The record is from RefSeq and is a predicted model, not a curated record. NCBI's taxonomy places the organism in Eukaryota, Viridiplantae, Streptophyta, Magnoliopsida, Cucurbitales, Cucurbitaceae.
ACUGGCUAAGCCUGCUACACCCACUGCUUUCUUCUUUAUUCUUCUCUCUGUUGAGCUAAAAGGGUGCGCGAAACUGUUAACACUGUCCAAUCCCAACAGUUUCUUGCCGCGCUGAUUGAAAAAAGAUUGGAAGGGUCGAUGCCCCUUUUGCUUCAAACAGUGUAAAGUGGAUUUCAGCCGACUGGUUCCCCAACUUGUUCACUUUUGUAUUCCAUUGAUGUGGACUCCAUAAUUUUCCAACUCAGAGCUUCGCAAUUGGGAUUUUGGACUCCAAGAAGAGAUCGGGAUGGGUCGUGAUUCCUAGCAGCUGAGCCUUUUUUCUGGGGCCGCGAAAUCCUUAAGCUGGAUCAGUAGAUAAUUCCUCUGUUUGGCUUUGAAGCGCUUGAAAUCUAUGCUUGACAUGAUGGUCUCACAAGGGGCUUUCCUUUACUGAUUUGAGCUUCCAAAGACUUCUUGUGGUGACCUUGAGAUUGGUGUUUGAUGCUAAUUCUAAGACAAUGGAGAGGCUUAUGGCCGGAUUCUUACACUAGCGUUCGCCUUUUCGACUUGGUAAAGAUAAUAUGAAGAACCUUCUCAAGAAGUUCCAUAUCAUGUCCAGUGAUCAGUCAGAUGAUGCAGCAGAAGGGUCUACUUCAUCAAGCCGCAGUAAAUUAAUUGAGGUUUCAUCGUCUGAUAAGCUGCUAUCUCGCUCUCGACCGACCUAUUUUAAUUCUGAGCAUGAACCCUUCUCGGGGAUAUCCGGUUGGUUGAACUCUGUUACAAAUAGGCGUUGCACCAGCCCGACAUCAUCUUCAGAUCCUACUGCAGGGGAGAUAAUGGAGCCAUCUGUUUCAGUGUCUAGCAGAGAGGCUGCAGUGGAUACAUCAAGGCGUGAUUCGAGGGAUCAUGAUAUAGAGGAAGAGAAUCAGAUACAGCUUGCUUUGGAAAUGAGUGCCAGAGAGGAUCCUGAGGCGGCUCAGAUUGAGGCUGUGAAGCAGAUCAGUUUGGGGUCGUGUGAUCCUGCUAACACUCCAGCUGAAGUUAUUGCCUUCAGAUAUUGGAAUUACAAUUCUCUUAGCUAUGAUGACAAGAUCUUGGAUGGCUUUUACGACCUAUAUGGAGUCUUUUCUGAGUCCACCUCAGAAAGAAUGCCUUCCCUAGUUGAUCUGCAAGGAGCACCAAUGUCUGACAGUGUCACUUGGGAAGCAGUUCUGAUCAACAAAGCUGCCGAUGCAAACUUAUUGAAACUAGGGCAGACAGCAUUGGAGAUGGCCAUCAAGUCGAGGUCGGAAUCUCCAACUUCUGUAAAUCGUUAUUUGGUGCGGAAGCUUGCUGUUUUAGUUUCAGAUCAUAUGGGUGGACCAGUGGGGGAUCCUGAAAAGAUGUUGAGGAAAUGGAGAAAUCUUAGUUACAGCUUGAAAGCAACCCUUGGUAGUAUGGUUUUUCCUCUUGGCUCCCUUACCGUUGGGAUGGCUCGUCAUCGUGCAUUGCUAUUCAAGCUUUUGGCAGACGGUGUGGACAUCCCUUGUAGGUUGGUGAAAGGACCACAGUACACAGGUUCUGAUGAUGUAGCAAUGAACUUCGUAAAGAUUGAUGAUGGAAGGGAGUACAUUGUGGAUUUAAUGGCAGAUCCUGGUACACUUAUUCCGGCUGAUGUUGCUCGAUCGCUUAUAGAGUAUGAUGAAUCCGCCUUUUCAGUCGGUCUGCUUUCUAGAGAUGUUGGUUCCUCUCAGACAGGCUUUUCAAGCUGUGGGGUUGGCAGUUCAUUAGAGGAAAAUCUAGAUUUUGGUACCACAAAGGAAUAUGAUCCUCCCAAUGUUGACAAGGGGCUACCACAUGAUUUUGCUAGCAAACCAAAUUAUCCUGGCAUGCACGUUAGAUCGCCUUCUUGGACUGAGGGUGUUAGCUCGCCUGCAGUGCGCAGAAUGAAAGUAAAGGAUGUUUCACAAUACAUGAUUGAUGCUGCCAAAGAGAAUCCGCGAUUGGCUCAGAAGCUUCAUGAUGUGUUGCUUGAAAGCGGUGUAGUUGCACCCCCAAACUUGUUUACCGGGGUAUAUCCCGACCAAAUAGAUGUUAUUGUCGGGUCUAAGCCGCCAACUGAAGACAAGGAUCAAGGUGGAAAGGUGUCUCGUCUCUGCAACAGUGCAGAUAAGAAAGCUUCUCAUUCAGCUAAUUUUUUGCCUCCCUUGCCUCAGCCCAGAUUACAUUCUAAAGCAAGCCCUACCCAUGGCCAACAACAGCAUCUUAAACCUCUGGAGCGCAACCUCUCUCUUGAUUCAAGAGAAGCACCCGGACAGCCUAUAGCCUUACCAUUUGAGGUAAUUCCAGUGAAGUACGGGAGAAAUAGGCCUGUGGCUGCAGCAGCAGCAGCUACCGCAGCUGUUGUUGCAUCAUCAAUGGUCGUAGCUGCAGCCAAGAGUACCGAUGCAAAUCUUGAAAUUCCUGUAUCUGCUGCUGCCACUGCCACUGCUGCUGCAGUGGUUGCAACAACUGCAGCAGUCAACAAGCAGUAUGAGCAGGUUGAGGCCGAUGCCGCUCUUUAUUUGCAGCAUGGAAGUGGAGAUCGGGAGCAGGACACUUAUGGAGAAAAUUCAGAGUGUGAACGAAUAUCUGAUAGAUCAGCAGGGAAUGAAAGCACGAAAUCUGAUAUUACCAUUGACGACGUAGCAGAAUGCGAGAUCCCAUGGGAAGAUAUCUCCUUGGGAGAGCGUAUUGGACUUGGGUCUUAUGGGGAGGUCUAUCAUGGAGAUUGGCAUGGAACUGAGGUAGCUGUGAAGAGGUUUCUAGACCAGGAUAUUUCUGGUGAAUCUCUUGAAGAUCUCAAAAGUGAGGUACGAAUUAUGAAACGGCUUCGGCAUCCAAACGUUGUUCUCUUCAUGGGAGCCGUGACACGUGCUCCCAAUCUUUCUAUCGUUACAGAAUUUCUUCCGAGAGGUAGCUUGUACAGGUUAAUACACCGUCCCAACAAUCAAUUAGACGAACAAAAGCGAUUAAGAAUGGCCCUUGAUGCAGCUCGAGGAAUGAAUUAUUUGCACAAUUGCACACCUGUUGUUGUACAUCGCGAUUUGAAGUCACCAAAUCUUCUUGUUGAUCGGAAUCGGGUUGUGAAGGUAUGCGAUUUUGGUUUAUCAAAAAUGAAGCAUAGCACGUUUCUUUCUUCAAGGUCGACAGCGGGAACGGCUGAGUGGAUGGCUCCAGAAGUGUUGAGAAAUGAACCUUCAGAUGAAAAGUGUGACGUUUAUAGUUACGGAGUCAUACUAUGGGAACUUUCUACAAUGAAACAACCAUGGGGAGGAAUGAACCCGAUGCAAGUUGUUGGCGCCGUUGGCUUUCAGCAUCGCCGUCUUGACAUCCCAGACAAUAUAGAUCCUGCCAUUGCUGACAUUAUUAGGAAAUGCUGGCAAACUGAUCCAAGAUUAAGACCUUCAUUUGCCGAGAUCCUGGCUGCACUAAAGCCACUGCAGAAGCCAAUGCUGAGUUCUCAAGCACCGAGACAGAAUGCUUCUGCAGUUAGUGGUCGAUCGAAGGCUCGAUUAUUGUAAGUUGCUGAAGACCCAUUAGGAUAAGCAAACAAGUAUACUAGCCUACCGAGUCGGGAAUCUUGUCGAGUUUCCAUCAAAGAAGGCAGCAUGUUUAUUGAUUGUAUUGGACAUAUAUGAGAAAAAGAUGUACUUCAUUUGAGACUGUAAUUCUUCUCCAACUUUGUGGCUUCUCAAUGUCCUUAGAGAUGCUCAUUGUCAGGACAUAUAUUUGUUGUAAAAAAAUGAAACAAAAGAUUAGUGGAAAA